This is a messenger RNA of Leishmania braziliensis MHOM/BR/75/M2904, 570 nucleotides long. RefSeq lists its product as hypothetical. The coding region runs from base 1 to 570 and encodes 189 amino acids. The transcript has a single exon. The record is from RefSeq and is a predicted model, not a curated record. Lineage: Eukaryota; Euglenozoa; Kinetoplastea; Trypanosomatida; Trypanosomatidae.
AUGCUUUCCUGCCCCAAGUUGCUUGCAGAACGCUCUGAGGGGCAGAUUCACUACAGUCUGCGCUGCUCGCUGCUACGAGAGGAGCGGUGUCAGCGCGACUCACUGUACUCGCAGGCAAAGGAGGAGCACAGACAGCUCUGCGCUGUGUGCGCUGAAGAGUCGAAGACGGAGUGGGUGCGAGAGGAUGCAAGAAGAGCGGCCAAUAUAAGUCCACCAGAACCGUGUCCUUCGCGAUAUGCGUACAAGUACAAGGCAGGAACAACGGUGUCCGUGCUGCCUGUAGGCCAAUUAACAGCGGUCCUGAAUCAGAGACCCAGCGCCACAGUCGACCCCGGCAACGCUGAAGAGAAUUUGCUGGAGCCCUGGGAGUCAGAGAACCGCGUUGACUUGCAGGAAUGGGAGCUAGGCGAGCGACAGGAGAUGCUCCACGCAUUUCAGACCAUCUUGGUGGCACAGCACGAGCAUGAGCUUGCCCUACGGGAGGCUGCGUGCAAGCUGGUGAUGGGCGGUGCGACAGCGCUUGACUGGACGUCCUACCCACACUACGCUGAGCCGGGGCUGCACCCAUAA